This is a messenger RNA of Ictidomys tridecemlineatus (thirteen-lined ground squirrel), 2398 nucleotides long. It is a transcript of the gene Abcg5, whose product is annotated as ATP binding cassette subfamily G member 5. Gene Ontology annotation, biological process: transmembrane transport; cholesterol efflux; cholesterol homeostasis. The record is from RefSeq and is a predicted model, not a curated record. Lineage: Eukaryota; Metazoa; Chordata; Mammalia; Rodentia; Sciuridae. Gene Ontology annotation, cellular component: ATP-binding cassette (ABC) transporter complex; plasma membrane; apical plasma membrane. Gene Ontology annotation, molecular function: ABC-type transporter activity; ATP hydrolysis activity; ATP binding.
GAGCAGGCAGGGCACUCUGCCACUGGCUCCUCAGCUGAAGCCACUUCAGGAAGGGUCAGGCCACCAGAAAAUUCAACUGUUUUUGCUGCCGGUUGGCCAUGAAUGAGUUUCCCUUUCUGACCCCAGAGGGGGACUCAGGACCCCAAGUAAACAGAGGUUCCCAGGGCUCCCUCGAGGAGGGUGCUGCUGCUGCCUCGGAGCCUCGGAACAGCCUGGGCGUCCUCCACGUCUCCUAUAGCAUCAGCAAUCGAGUGGGGCCCUGGUGGAACUUCACAUCUGGCUGGCAGCGGUGGAACAGGCAGAUCCUCAAAGAUGUCUCCUUGUACAUUGAGAGUGGGCAGAUCAUGUGCAUCCUAGGGGCCUCAGGCUCGGGGAAAACCACGCUGCUGGAUGCCAUAUCCGGGAGGCUGCGGCUCACGGGGACCCUCCUUGGGGACGUGUGUGUGAACGGCCGCUCGCUGCGUCAGGACCAGUUCCAGGACUGCUUCUCCUACGUGCAGCAGAGCGACACUUUUCUGAGCAGCCUCACGGUGCGAGAGACGCUGCACUACACGGCGAUGCUGGCCAUCCGGAGCGGCUCUGGAGACUUCUUCCACAGGAAGGUGGAGGCAGUCAUGGCAGAGUUGAGCCUGAGUCAUGUCGCAGACCGACUGAUCGGCAACUAUAAUUUGGGGGGCAUUUCCAGUGGCGAGCGCCGUCGGGUCUCCAUUGCAGCCCAGCUUCUCCAGGACCCCAAGAUCAUGAUGUUUGAUGAGCCAACCACAGGCCUGGACUGCCUGACUGCAAAUCAGAUUGUCAUCCUCCUAGCAGAGCUGGCCCGCAGGGACCGCAUCGUGAUCCUCACCAUCCACCAGCCCCGCUCUGAGCUCUUCCAGCACUUCGACAAAAUCGCCAUCCUGACCUACGGAGAGUUGGUUUUCUGUGGUACACCGGUGGAAAUGCUUGAUUUCUUCAAUGGCUGUGGUUACCCUUGUCCUGAACAUUCUAACCCCUUUGACUUCUAUAUGGACCUGACAUCAGUGGAUACCCAAAGCAAGGAACGGGAAAUAGAAACCUACAAGAGAGUCCAGAUGCUUGAAUCUGCCUACAAAGAAUCGGACAUCUACCGCAAAACUUUGGAGAAUAUUGAAAGAACAAAACACCUGAAAGCUUUGCCAAUGAUUCCUUUCAAAACCAAAGAUCCUCCUGGAGCUCUCUCUAAACUGUGGGUUCUCUUGAGGAGAGUGACGAGAAACUUACUGAGAAAUAAGCAAGCAGUGAUUAUGCGUCUCGUUCAGAAUCUGAUCAUGGGCUUGUUCCUCAUUUUCUUCCUUCUGCGGGUUCAGAAUGAAAUGCUCAAGGGUGCUGUCCAGGACCGCGUGGGUCUCCUUUACCAGUUUCUGGGCGCCACCCCAUACACCGGCAUGCUCAAUGCUGUGACUCUGUUUCCCGUGCUGCGAACCGUCAGUGACCAGGAGAGCCAAGACGGCCUAUACCAGAAAUGGCAGAUGCUACUGGCCUAUGUGCUGCAUGUCCUUCCCUUCAGCAUCAUGGCCACCUUGCUGUUCUCCAGCGUGAGCUACUGGACGCUGGGCUUAUACCCUGAGGUUGCCAGAUUUGGAUAUUUCUCUGCUGCUCUCUUGGCUCCCCAUUUAAUUGGUGAAUUUCUGACUCUGGUUGUACUUGGUAUGAUCCAAAACCCCAAUAUCGCCAACAGUGUAGUAGCUCUGCUCAGCAUUGCCGGGGUGCUAGUUGGAUCUGGAUUCCUCAGAAACACAGAAGAAAUGCCUAUUCCUUUUAAAAUCUUCAGUUAUUUUACAUUUCAAAAAUUUUGCUCUGAGAUUCUUGUAGUAAAUGAGUUCUAUGGACUGAAUUUCACUUGUGGCAGCUUAAAUGCUUCUAUGAUGUAUCAUCCACUAUGUACCAUCACUCAAGGAAUUCAAUUCAUUGAGAGAACAUGCCCAGGUGCAACAGCCCGAUUCACAAAAAACUUUGUCAUUUUAUAUUCAUUUAUCCCAGUUCUUGUCAUCUUAGGAAUAAUUGUCUUUAAAAUACGGGACUAUUUCAUUAGCAGAUAGUAAAGAACAUUGCUGGGAAGAUGGGACUUCAGUCUAGAUGUGACAGCUGCUUUGACUGGAAUAAGAAUGCCAUGUAUUUCUUUUUCACUAGAACAUUUUCAAUCUUUUAACCAUGAAGACUCCAUUUGUGCCUCUUGGAUCCACACAGGACUUGAGUGCAAUGGAAAUGGUUCAAAGUCCUUUGCUAUUCCAACUUGUGGGGAUGUGGUAUUUGGAAAUAGUGACUGAGCUGGUCCAAGAAUGUAAAUACAAUUCAUAAACUUAUGGGAGACUAGUGUGACUAUUUGCUUCCUUUGUUUUAGACACACAAAAAAAGCCAAUUAAAAAUGAUGUGUAUAUGA